CUCCAUAAGCUCAACCCUCUCCACGCGCUCUCACCAGCAACGCACCAAGGCGUUGACCUCAGAGCUUUAAUUCCCCAACCCCCACCACCUCCCAUCGCAGACUCGCAGAAGCAUCCAAACAAACAAGAGAAGAAGUCGAUCGAGAGCAGCACCGGCAGCCGCGGAAGGGAGGCCAAGAGACGACCGAGCGGCGGCAGCAUGGACCGGAACAUGACGGGGCUCCUGCUCGGGUGCGUGGGCGCCGCCAUGACGGUGCUGGCGUACCAGCAGACGGUGGUGUCCAGCACGCAGUGCAUCGGCGCCGGCCUCGCCGUCCUCGUCUGCGCUCUCUGCAUCAAGGAAGGCUUCUUCUCCUUCUGAUGCCCGCCGCCCGUGUAGCGCACAGCUUUUGCCGGUUUCAGUUUCCAUAUUCCUUUGUAGCUCCUCCUGGUUGGAUCAUCUGAUCCGCAUAUGAUUGCUGCAGAUCGAAGUGGUUGUAUCUUGUAUUCUGUAAUUUCCUCCCUUUUCUUAUACAUACAUAGUAGUUUUUUGUC
This is a messenger RNA of Triticum urartu, 533 nucleotides long. The record is from RefSeq and is a predicted model, not a curated record. Lineage: Eukaryota; Viridiplantae; Streptophyta; Magnoliopsida; Poales; Poaceae.